Molecule: messenger RNA, 1747 nt
Organism: Heterobasidion irregulare TC 32-1
Lineage: Eukaryota; Fungi; Basidiomycota; Agaricomycetes; Russulales; Bondarzewiaceae
Product: aspartic peptidase
Exons: 8
Coding region: 1-1482 (493 amino acids)
Biological process (GO): proteolysis
Molecular function (GO): aspartic-type endopeptidase activity
Source: RefSeq, a predicted model, not a curated record
AUGAUCUAUAUCGCUAAUUCUUUAGACCUAAUUCUGGCAUCAGACUACCGUGUCCAGCUCGACACAGGCUCUUCCGACUUGUGGAUCAAAGGCUCCAGCUCCCCGCUUCCCAACUCCAGCCAGACAUCAACAACUUAUAAUCUCACUUAUGGCAUUGGUUGGGCAUACGGCCAUGUCUCUUAUGCAGCGGCUAAAUUCGCUGGUAUAAACGUACCACAACAGGCCUAUUUGGACGUAUCCUCCGCUGUGAACCCUGCCCUCUCAUACGGCACGAGCGGCAUCCUGGGACUAGGCUUCACAUCUCUUUCUACUGUCGACGCGCUUGUCAAUAGAACCGGGGCAUCAUCCGGCCGCAGCCUUCUAUACAACCUCUUCAACGACAACCCUACAGAGCCAAACUUUAUCGCGUUCUCACUCCAGCGCUCAUCGGAUCCCACCGACGACAUUGAAGGUACCUUCUUGAUCGGAGAAGUUGAACCUGAAUACGCCGCCGUCAACAAAACCACGGCGAUCCCCACGUUUCCGGUAAAUUCUCCCACUCGUUGGACUGUUCUUCUUGAUGCAGUAUUCGUGGGGACCAACACUAUCUCUGUAACGACCACCGUCGCGAAUGCACCAUCCAACAGAGCUGUUGUCCUCGUUGACAGCGGUACAUCAUACACUUACGCUCCCACAGAGAUCUGCGAGGCUAUCUAUGGCGGUAUCACUGGAGCCAAGUAUGAUUCAAGUCUUGGCCAAUGGACCCUUCCAUGUGAUGCCGAGAUUGAUAUGGCUUUGCAGUUCAAUGGCCAAGUGUAUCCAAUUCACCCUCUUGAUGUUUCACCUAUCAGUUUGUCAACCACAAAAUACUGUGUCGGCUCUUUUGUACCCCAAGAUAUAUCCAGUAUCGGAGCAGGCAACUUUGACUGGAUCAUCGGCGACAACGUCCUCCGAUCUGUCUAUUCCGUUUACGACUUCGGCGACUUCGAUUCAAACGGCAAGAUGGGCAACCCUUACAUCAAGCUGCUCUCUCUUGUGGACCCGAACGAGGCCUCGGCUGAUUUCGCGUCGGCCCGCGGUAGCACUGCACGCACCAAUAUCACGUACAAUGCCCAGGGCGGGACCGCCGCUGCUUCGACGACGGUCUCUCUUUCGGACGAUAUUACGGACACCUUGAAGAAGGUCUCCGUCUACUUCCCCGCUAUGCUCGCUAUCAUGGCGCUCAAUGCCCUGGUCCUACUCGUCUUGGUUGUCCUCGGCGUCGUGUUCUUGUGCCGCAGGCGGCGGGGAGGAGGGAUCAGGAGCAGGAAGAACAAGGGGCGGACCACCCCGUUGCCCAUGGAGCCGAUGAUUGGCGGUCCUAGCUCCUAUGAGCAGGACCCUUCACUGCACGUCUAUCAACCAGUCUCGAUGGCACUGACGGAAGAUACAUUUGUACCGCCAUCACCGGCAUUCCACGGCGGGAAGGGAAAGCAGAUAGACAGGCCGAAUUCUGUCGCCUGAAUUGCUUAUGGGGACGCUUCAGUAUCAGUAUCAUCGCACACUACUUACAUAUCUUGAGCUGUGGAAGGAUCGUCGGACUUUUUACCGGACGGGGUCAUCGUUGUUAAUUUUUUCUCAUUCUUUUGGACCCUACGAUAGCUUGCUUUCCAUGCCUCGGUGGGUGUAUGUUUUACUCAAUCCUAUGUUCUCUUAUACCCUGGACUCCGAUACUUUUGCCGCUCAGAAUUGUUGUCUCAGCAUCGAAUUUGAAUCUCGCGCAACCUCC